This is a messenger RNA of Heterocephalus glaber (naked mole-rat), 1144 nucleotides long. RefSeq names its product ubiquitin C-terminal hydrolase L1 (gene Uchl1). Gene Ontology annotation, cellular component: cytoplasm. The record is from RefSeq and is a predicted model, not a curated record. Gene Ontology annotation, biological process: ubiquitin-dependent protein catabolic process; protein deubiquitination. Gene Ontology annotation, molecular function: cysteine-type deubiquitinase activity. NCBI's taxonomy places the organism in Eukaryota, Metazoa, Chordata, Mammalia, Rodentia, Bathyergidae.
CGAUUGGCCGGUUCCCCCUCGCUUGGUUUUGCCCCUGCUCCCCCUGUGCAGGCAUCCACAGUGCAUCAGGCCGGCGCUUUAUAGCUGCAGCCUGGGCGGCUCCGCUCGCUGUUUUUCUUCCCCGGGCUGUGGCUUCUUUUACGCUUCGCGAAGAUGCAGCUCAAGCCCAUGGAGAUCAACCCCGAGAUACUGAACAAAGUGCUGUCGCGGCUAGGGGUGGCCGGCCAGUGGCGCUUCGCCGACGUGCUAGGGCUGGAGGACGAGGCUCUGGGCUCGGUGCCAGCGCCGGCCUGCGCGCUGCUGCUGCUGUUUCCCCUCACCGCCCAGCAUGAGAACUUCAGGAAAAAACAGAUUGAAGAACUGAAAGGACAAGAAGUGAGUCCCAAAGUGUAUUUCAUGAAGCAGACCAUUGGAAACUCCUGUGGUACCAUCGGACUGAUCCACGCAGUGGCCAAUAACCGAGACAAACUGGAAUUUGAGGAUGGAUCGGUCCUGAAACAGUUUCUUUCUGAAACAGAGAAGAUGUCCCCUGAAGACAGAGCAAAGUGCUUUGAAAAGAAUGAGGCCAUCCAGGCAGCCCACGAUGCCGUGGCCCAGGAAGGCCAGUGUCGGGUAGAUGACAAAGUGAAUUUUCAUUUUAUUCUGUUUAACAACGUGGAUGGCCACCUCUAUGAACUGGAUGGACGAAUGCCUUUUCCAGUGAACCAUGGCACCAGUUCAGAGGACUCUCUGCUGCAGGACGCCGCCAAGGUCUGCAGAGAGUUCACCGAGCGCGAACAAGGAGAAGUCCGCUUCUCUGCUGUGGCACUCUGCAAGGCAACCUAGGCUCCGAGGAAGGGGCUGGCUCUUCUCCCCACACCUGCCCAAGCAGUCCACAAUGCUUCCAUGUGUGUAGACAUAGCUGUCUCCUUUGGAUCUGCAGACACACACACUCUUCCCUCUACCACACCCAAGCACUAGCAGAGCUCAGCUGCUGCAAGCCGAGCUGGUGUGAGCUUUGGACCAGAAGCAUUUUUCCCACCAUAUAUGUGUCUUAUAUCUCAGUAUCUAACGCUUUCAUGGCUACUUUGGUUUGUGUCUGUAAGUUAAGCCCUUGGAUGUUUGUCUUUAAAAGAAAUAAAACUUUUCUGCUGAUAAACGACAA